Anopheles coustani is the source of this 1408-nucleotide messenger RNA. Its product is annotated as RNA-binding protein 7. The transcript has 2 exons. Gene Ontology annotation, cellular component: nucleus. The coding region runs from base 103 to 876 and encodes 257 amino acids. The record is from RefSeq and is a predicted model, not a curated record. Gene Ontology annotation, biological process: regulation of alternative mRNA splicing, via spliceosome. Lineage: Eukaryota; Metazoa; Arthropoda; Insecta; Diptera; Culicidae. Gene Ontology annotation, molecular function: single-stranded RNA binding.
UUGUUCAAAAGCAAGCUAACAAAAACAACUGAGUCGAACAGAUCAUACGAAUAUUUUGAGGUGUUACUAAAGUCGUUAAAAUUUCGCAGCAAUCUUUUAAAAAUGACUGAAGACGAUAGAACGCUUUGGUGUGGUAACCUGAGCGAAAAAGUAACUGAAGACCUGCUGUACGAGUUGUGCCUUCAGGCUGGGCCGGUUGAAAAUGUAAAGAUUCCACGGGAUAGCGAUAAACGACAACGAUCCUAUGCAUUUAUUACGUACGUUCACGCCAGCAGUGUUGAGUACGCCAUACGUAUUUUCGAAGGUUCGGCUCUUUUCAAACGCCCACUCACGCUGCACAAGAAAAACAGAAAUGGACCAAGUCCUGCUGCACCACCCAAAGAAAACUUCAGGUAUUCAUCGGGAAAUGGUCGUUUUCACGACGAUCCGCCACUCAACGCAACCGAGACGUUCAAUGGACCCAUGGUCCAUCAGCAGGAACCAAUGGAUAACAAUGGAGUUAUGUUUAAUGGAAACUCGAGCUUCAUAUUCGAAGAGCAGAACAACGCUCCGAUGCAAAGCGACAUGCUUGCGGCACUGGUUUCCAACGGUUGCACCCAUGAAUUGUUGAUGCAGCUGGGACAACAGAUGCUUGGAGCCGAUCUACCAACUUAUGAUGACAAUAGUCAACACAACAGUUCGUACAGAACGAAAAUGAAUCACCAGGAUCGCCAACAUAGAAAUCCAUACUCGCGGGAUGAUCGAUACGGGCGCAAAAAUUAUCGUAAUGAGUCUCGCAGCGGCAACGAGUCACGCAGCGGCAAUGAGUCUCGUUAUCGAAAUGAGCACGACAACCGCAGCAACGAUCGAAAACGUGAUUAUCGUAGACGGCGAUAGUAAUUAAAGAUAAUUGGCCGCUGCAGACGGUCAACGGGUGGAUACAAUUUCUCUUAGAUCCUUGUGAACCGUGGUACAAAAUUAAGUAAACCUGCAGCAAAUAAAUACCGUCUCAGAGCUCUAUCCUUGACGAUGCUACUGAAUUGUGAAUAUAUGUAUUUGCUGGCUACACAGGAAUAUAUUCUGUACAAACUUACGGCAUCGUUUACUAAGUCAAAACAUGUACCGUUAGAUUCAAGCUCACAUUUUCAAAUCUCGAUUAGUUUCUCAGGUUUUGCAACUUUCGUAAUUGUUUCGGUUUUUUAAUCCGCUGAAUGUUUUUGCCCGUAAGACCGAAGUUAAAAUAUUUUUUUUAUAUCAACAUUUUAUGCGAUUGAGAAAAACAUAAUUCGAUUGAAUCGGCACGAUGAUUCAUAAAAUCACAAAUCAUCCAAUGAAAGGGAAAGUCCAGAAAGGAUGUCAUAGAAAGAAGUAAAUAUAUCGGAUGGUUUUAUAAAUACAUAUUUCACCAAACAAAAGCAGACCCGUUUGU